CCUUGGGUUGGGCCCGGGGGGAGGGGCACCUCGGUAUAUAAACCCCUUUGCUUUGGAACUUAUCCAUCAGUUCUAUUCAACUAUUCAAUCUGAUAACAAGAUAGACAUAAUAAUUCAAAAAUGUUUAAAUCGGCUCAAACAAUCGUCCGCGGCGUCCAUACUAAAGGAGUCGCCAAAGCAGUCGAACAAGUUGUCGAAAAGGUUGAGAAAGCUGUAGGCCAAGUAGAGAAGGUUGUCGAGAAAGCUCUCCCCGGAGAAGAAUUUUCCACUGCGCAUCGACACUUUGACAAGAUGCUUUAUGAAAUGAUGCCCGCCACAUUUUCUGAGUUUAAAUCCUAUCCGUUCGACGAUCCAAAAAGAAGCUUCAGUGGAUCACACAGGCAUCUGGACCAUAUGCUUUACGACAUGAUGCCAGCCACCUUCUCUGAGUUCAGGAGCUACCCCUUCCCAGACUCCAAGGAGGGGAAGGAGGGGAAGGACAGGAGCGUGGUUGAGGCUGGGAAGGAGGAUAAUGAGGGGAUGAUCUGGAAGGAAUUUUUCUCGCCAUUUUUCUCCGGAAGAAUGAUGAUGCCCCUGAAGACUAUGGGUACUGGUAUAAAGAUAGAAGAGGAUGGAGAAUUUAUUAAAUGUAAAAUUGAUACAAGUGGAUUUAAACCAGAAAAUGUCAAGGUAGGAUAUUUUUUAUAUUUUGACAUUUACUCGGACAUUUACUCGAGUACAUUUACUCGGACAUUUACUCGAGUACAUUUACUUCAGUUUAAACAAAUAUUUGUUGGUGAUGAUGAUCGAUAAUAAUAUU
Messenger RNA from Eurytemora carolleeae, 799 nucleotides. RefSeq lists its product as uncharacterized. The transcript is spliced from 3 exons. Bases 121 to 792 code for a protein of 223 amino acids. The record is from RefSeq and is a predicted model, not a curated record. NCBI's taxonomy places the organism in Eukaryota, Metazoa, Arthropoda, Copepoda, Calanoida, Temoridae.